Messenger RNA from Cavia porcellus (domestic guinea pig), 756 nucleotides. Its product is annotated as zinc finger protein 791-like. The record is from RefSeq and is a predicted model, not a curated record. Gene Ontology annotation, molecular function: DNA-binding transcription factor activity, RNA polymerase II-specific. Gene Ontology annotation, cellular component: nucleus. The annotation marks the transcript as partial. Lineage: Eukaryota; Metazoa; Chordata; Mammalia; Rodentia; Caviidae. The transcript has 2 exons. Gene Ontology annotation, biological process: regulation of transcription by RNA polymerase II.
GAAAAAUAUUGCAGUGGAGAGAAACCCUAUGUAUGUAAGCAAUGUGGGAAAGCUUUUAACACACAGGCAGGUUGUAAAGAUCAUGAAAGGAUUCACACUGGAGAGAAACCCUAUGUAUGUAAGCAAUGUGGGAAAGCUUUUACCAGACCUGGACGUUGUAAGGCACAUGAAAGAAUUCACACUGGAGAGAAACCAUAUGUAUGUAAGCAAUGUGGGAAAGCUUUUACCAGACCUGAAUGUUGUAAGCAACAUGAAAGAAUUCACACUGGAGAUAAACCAUAUGUAUGUAAGCAAUGUGGGAAAGCUUUUAACAUACGUGCAAGUUAUAAGGUUCAUGAAAGAAUUCACACUGGAGAGAAACCAUAUGUAUGUAAGGAAUGUGGGAAAGCUUUUAACACAUGGGGAUACUGUAAGCAACAUGAAAGAAUUCACACUGGAGAGAAACCCUACGUAUGUAAGCAAUGUGGGAAAGCUUUUAACACACGUGCAAAUUGUAAGGUUCAUGAAAAAAUUCACACUGGAGAGAAACCAUAUGCAUGUAAGCAAUGUGGGAAAGAGGACUCUGCACCUACUGGAUCCCAGCUUCUGGACCCGCCCCUUGCCCACCCCUCACACCGCUUGACCCCACCUCCUGGUCUCAAAGGAAGAUUAAACUUCAUCAGGCCCAACCUGGGCGGGCUGCGCCCAUGGACCACCCUGAGCCACGCGCCUGCACAUCCCAGCUCAGUCCCGCCCCGCCCCGGCCUUGCUUUGUAG